Molecule: messenger RNA, 4819 nt
Organism: Mya arenaria
Lineage: Eukaryota; Metazoa; Mollusca; Bivalvia; Myida; Myidae
Product: zinc finger protein 62 homolog
Exons: 10
Coding region: 101-2740 (879 amino acids)
Biological process (GO): regulation of transcription by RNA polymerase II
Cellular component (GO): nucleus
Molecular function (GO): DNA-binding transcription factor activity, RNA polymerase II-specific; RNA polymerase II cis-regulatory region sequence-specific DNA binding
Source: RefSeq, a predicted model, not a curated record
UAGAGGGCGCCAAAGGUCGCUACAAGCCAAACGAUUAGAGUAGACGCCAAAGAAAGUAAAGUGAAAAUUUGUAAAUAAGUCAAGAUAUUGAACAGGCAAGAUGGCUGCUGAAGAAAGAGACAUCGAGGAGACUGAGGAGUUCACGUUGGCUGUGAAAUAUGUGCUGAAGAGACAGAUGAAGGAUCUGAUCACUCAGAUGCGUGAACAGGGCGAGGAGAUGGUAGUGAUGGCUGUAAACAUUCAGGAUGGUACUUCCACACAUUUUGGAACUCCGCUUGGGGACUGUUUCAUUACAGAACAGAAGUCGCUCACCAAUAACUUUGUCACCUUCUGUAAAUCAAAUGGACAAAAAAAGUCUAAAGCGGUGGGAACCCAGUAUUCCUCCAAGAAAAUUGCUGCUACACCAAAGGGGAGAGCAAAAGCAGCCACCUCAGCCUCAACAGACGCCCCAACAUUGAAGAUCACUGUUCCCAAGAAAAUGAGUGUUGGUAUAUCGGAGCAGGAACUGGGAGGCCUUGUUGGACGCAUUGUGGCUUCUCAGCUUACACAGAACAAAGCUAAAGGUGAUGGUUCCAGUGGUGGUACCAAGUUUGACGCAUUGCUGGAGUCUAUCAAAAAAGGAAAGGCCCCUGACACACCAUCCGGAGUUACAAGGAGCGGAAGGAAAGUCAGCAACAAAUACCUUGAGGGAAUCAAGAGUGCCAGAAAGCGAGUCAAGCUAGAGAAGGAAGACUCUGGGGAUGAGGAAAUACCAGAAAGUUUUAUUCUCAACCAGCUGACUGACUUAGAAGCAGGGGCUAUGAAGAAGGUUCAGGUCAAGACUGGCGAUGGUAAGAACAUAGAUGUACAGAAGACCACGCUGGCCCAGGCCGAGCAGAUGGAGAUCCUGGCCACCUCCAUCAUCAAACAGCUGGAGAAUAUCCCCAAUGUUGCCCAGAGGAAGCAGGUCAAGGUGGAGCUAAAAAGAGCAGCGAAACGAGAUAUUAGCAUAGCGUACAUGGACGGCUCUGAGAGAACAUCUAAUAACAAGCGUGCAGAAGGUUCUGGACUCAUAGAUGAUGAAGGGGACAAUCUAGAAUCUGUGAUGGACGAUGCACAAACUGAAUAUGCAGACUAUGUUGAAAUGAAAGGCUCGGACCUAGCAGAGUUACCGGACGAUCAGGAGUUUUCAUCUUUGUUUGGGAACUCUACAACUGAGGGUGAUAACUUUGGUGCAGAUGUUGGUAAUUCGGAUGACCAUCUUGAUGCUUCAAGAGAUGAUGAUGAUGAUGAUUAUGAUGAAGACUCUGCUGACCCAAACUGGGAUGAUGACAAUGAUGAGGACAAGGAGGAUGGUAAACCCCUUCCAAAAAGAAGAAAAAUUGCAAGUCCCAAAAAAUCAGGAAAAACAAAAAGAGGAAGGAAGUCGGCUGCAAACGUUGAGGAAAUUGAAAAUCCAAGAUGUGAACUUUGUGACAUGAAUUUUACAAGGAUUGAUACUUUAGUUGCACACAACAGGCGUGUUCAUGACAAAGAGAGACGAGCUUGGUGUGAUGUAUGCAAUAAAGGAUUUUUUACAAAAAGUCACAUGGAAAUUCAUCAGUUGGCUGUUCAUACACGACAGUGCUACAAAUGUACACAGUACAUACAAGAAACUGAGGCUUGGAAACCCGAUGUCAACAGACGGAUGCUGCGUAAGUUUAAAUGUCCAUGUGGGGUGGUCCUGAAAAUAUUCCCGUGCCACGACAAAUCUGUUGCUUACGCAGAUUUUAUGGCAGAAGAGCUACCAGAUACAGCUGACGCAGAAGAUUUACCGUUAGGGCGUGUCGUGACGGGUUACCUGUCAUGUGACCCGUGCGGUAAACUUUUCCAGAACAAACACGAGUAUGAUCGGCAUAUCGAGUCGCAUAAAAAGGACAGCGAACUUUGUAACGUGUGCAACCGAACAUUUAGAAACAAGAACUUAUUAAACUUUCAUCUCAAAAGAAACCAUGGUGUAGUUGACUACCAUUGUAAAUACUGCGGUGAGACUUCUGAUGAUAAGAAAACUCUUAAAAAACACUUGAUUGAAGUUCAUGGCAUGACUCAAGAAGAACCAUAUUCAGGGCGCAUUCGUGCUCCAAUGACUUGUGAUCAAUGUGGAAUAACCAUCAGGGGUAAGAAUGCUAUGAAGUCGCACAUAAAUAGGGUGCAUUUAAAGAAACUGGACUACAAGUGUAAAAUUUGUGGCAAAGCCUUUUGGUGUAAUUCCAUUCUCGAGGGCCACAUGUUAACCGUGCACACAAGAAGAUGUGACGAUUGCAAGAACUAUGUUGUCGAGACGGAGAAGUGGAUGGAGGGGAUGAACCAAAGAGUGCCGCGAAGAGUUACCUGUACGUGCGGGAAAUCCAUAGUUGUCGUAACAAAGCAUGGGACGAAAAGGAAGUUCGCACGUCAAGGGGAUCUUCAAAAUGCGGACGGACAGUCGGAUGACACGAGAUUUAUGUGUCGGAUCUGCACGGAGAUAUUCAUCACACACGAGGAGUGUGAGCUCCAUCAGAUGGUGCACAUGGAGAAACUGAAAUGUGAAUAUUGUGAAAAGACUUUUACCUCAAAAAGAGGUUUGCGAAGCCAUGUGGAUAAGGUGCACCCACGAGAUAAGGUAACAAAGGCCAGCGAAAAAGGCGGCUUUCCAGUGACUGUAACAAUUGUUUCAGACGCUGAAGGUAUGUCGGCUGAUGCUGUGCCACCUUCUUGGGAGUUCAGUAUUGAUGACAAGUGAUCUUCUGGUAAAAUGGAGCAGCUGUUCAAGACAAAAAAUCUAUGUUCUUUUUCUCAAGUAGCUUGAACAUUUUGAGGUUUUAGUUGACGAAGAAGACGUGUGGUUCUGGGCUCAGGACAGGCGAGCAGCCUCCACCCGAGAUUGACCGAUGUUUGUGGAACAGAACGAACGGGGCGGCAGCCACCGAAACACUCGCGGAACAUUCCUGAGUUUAAAGUGUUUUUCUUGUGAAAAUUACUUGUUCAGUUUUCAAGUAGUUAGUACAUACAUUAUUUAACUAAAGGCCUAACUUUUACGUGUUGAAUAACAGUGAUGCAUAAAAUAACAGAACUUUUUGUAAAAGAUUUCGCAUAGGCCAAAAUUGACUGUGGAUAUUUGAUGUAAUCAUAUAUUAAUUGCCUGAUGAUACAACUGCACAAUCUAUGAUAGAGGGCCAGGCCACAAAGAGAAACAAAACAGUGUCAUCUGGCCGAUUGUUCUGAACUUUGUUAUUGUUAACAGCGUGAUUAGCGACAUUCUUGUUAACUCAAAUGCAAAAAAAUAAUGAUGAGCUUAUGUUUUUUAAAUCUUAACAAGUAUGGCUAAAACUUUUGUAACAAAUCUUGUUAGAUCACAAGGGUAUUCAUUAAACUUCCAUUAAACUUCCAGCAACGUGGUUAACUAAAGUAAGCUCUUAUUUAAAAUCAAUACUUACACAUGUAUAUAAACACACACGAGUUUUGAGUGAUACACCUUAAACUACUUACUAAAUAAUCCAUUUAUGAAAAAUAUGCAUCACUGAUAUUAAACAAGAUUGUAACCGAGUAUUCAAUAGCUGAAAACGCAAAAAAAUGAUUGGUGAGUGCUAAAAGAUUUACAGUGAUCUACUUUCGUCUUAUAAGGUUCAAAAACCGUAUUUUCUGCACAUUUCUUUCAAAAUAAAAACAUUAUCCUUCAUAAAAAUAUUGUUUUCGACAUUUAUUCAUUCUUUUAGUAUAUAAAAACUAUUGAAUUUAUUGUUGAAAGUCUUUUUGGGAAUAAGAUUGCAUCUUUUAACAAAGUUCUGAACAAUCUGCCCAGUGUUUAAAUUCUUAUAAAAUGGACAUGUAAUUAAGGAUUUGGCCAACAAUGUUUUAAACAACAGUUAUGGUCUUUUUUCAAUCUUUGGAUACAGUCUGCCUUUGGAAUGAUAAAAAUAAACGUAAGCAGUGGGAUUUUUUGGAACUUUUAUUACCCGCCUGUGCCUUGCAAAUUUAGAAAUAAGUCGACAUUGGAAAAUUUAUACAAACUCUGGCCAAAAUAGCUUCUAUAAUGGCAUAUAUAUACAUGUGUUUUCUUUUUAAUUCAUACACUAUGCUGUGAAAGAGUUCGUCUUUUCAUUGUUUUGUUUAUUUUUCAAGAAAUCCAUUGCUUUUUUAUUCAUUAACGUAAUCUGAUCAAAUCAAAUUGAUCAAAUUAGGGAAAAAAAUUGGGGGGUAAAAUGGACAUUUUUUUCGCAAGGGGAAACAGCCUUUUAGAUGAUAGUUCUACUAAAAAGGAGGGACAUUCAACUAACUAUUCGUGUCAUUUCUUCACUACAGUCGAACCCCGUUGGCUCGAACUCCCAGAGACCAGCGAAAAUACUUUGAGCCUCGUAAAAUUUGAGUCAAGCUGGAAUGUUUACCUUUGCAUUUAGUUCGACCCAACACUAUUCGUGCCUAUCGAGUUUAAGCUAACCGGUUUCUACUGUAAAUUAAAUGUCAAUAUCCUGAUAUUUCUUUGUCAAAGUAUAAAGAAUAUGCACAAGUGUGAUUUUGCAUAUUCAACUUAAAGCUGAACGCUCACAGAUUGACCAUUUUGACAACUUUUUUUGUCUUGGAAUGAACCAAUUUCGGCGUAAAUAUCUGAGAACCAGUAGUAUACUACUGGUGACAUAAUAAUAGAUUGAAUAUUUUAACAUUUACGUUUGAAAAUUGAAGUUUUAUGGUUAAAAGCUUUAGUAACGCUUCAACAAAAAUGAGUUUUUCGGCAUUAAACAUCAAUUUUCGAGAUAAAUAUGAAAAACUGCGAUCUGAUCUUUUGUCAGCAUUCUUAUAUUACUGGUUCCACACAUUAACAAAA